UUUAGGCUGAUAUUUAUAUAAUUUAGAUUAUUAUUCACCCACGCAUUUCGCUAAGCAUAUUCAUUAUGUCGUUGCAAUUUUAGAAACGAAUAAAAGGCAAAAUGCGAAAAAAAGGAUGGUUUUUUCACGCUACGGAUUUUCAAACUUUGAUGUAUCCUUGCUUCAUGUUUUGCCGCAUUCUUGGAAUAUUCCCGUAUAAGAUUAACAAUAUGAUCUUCGAGGCAUCAAAACCACGUUAUAUUUUAUCAACUGCAACUAUCUGUGUUUCAUGCGUUUCCCAUUUGAUAGUUUGUUAUCAGCUUCAGAUUUUUACAAAAAUCAACUUUGAAAAUACAAUCAAGUUACUUUCGCUUACCUGCGAUUUUAUAUUGCUCAGUACACUAGGAAUCGCCACGCUCAUCUUUAGUAAGCCGCGAAUGCGCUUGCUUCAGAUCAUAAUGGAGAUCUCUUCGAAACUAUCUCCGGAAUCAUAUCAGAAAUUGUCCGGAUUAAUCCACGCCAAAGACAUCUUUGGUUCCUUUUAUAUAAUUGGAAUGCUUUUUAUGUAUUCCUACAAGGAACGCCUUGAUGUUUUGCCCACAAUGUCUAUAAUAUAUAUAAAUCUAUUCAUAUUUCAUACGGACAUGCUGUACAUGAAUUGCGUUUGUGUGUUAAAGACUUGUGUCAAGGAAAUUGACAACAAUCUUUUACAUACGCUCAUAGUAAAUAAUAAACCACGUGUUCUCACGAUGAUUUACGAGAAGAGAAAUCCAUUUCUGAUAAUAAAGCUUAAGAAUCUAAUGAAGAAGCAUAUGGCAAUCAGCAACGCAGUACAGAUGCUAAAUAUGUCUUUGAGUGUGCAACUCCUUGUCUCGAUAAUCAUAAUCUUUUAUGACGUCAGUCUUAACACGUAUUUAUAUCUAGUUCAAUGGCAUAGUGAAUUGGUCUUCAAUUUGGAUAAACAAGUUGGUGAUAUAUACUUAUUAUACAUAUUAUAUUAUAUCAUAAAAACGGCGUUAAUUGUGUGGGCAUGCGAGACAUGCAAGAAUCAGGCUCAAGAGAUUCGCACUACGAUUCACCAUGUACUUAACAGCACCAGAGACGAGAAAAUAAAGUAUGAGUUGCAGUUAUUUUCCUGACAAACACUGCAUUGCAAAAUUAUGUUUUCCGCCAAAGGUUUCAAUGUAGAUGCAACAUUUCUUGCAAUAGUAAGUAAUCAAAUCGUUUACUUUAAAUAAUAAAAUGUAUCUUUCUUAUUUCGUUCAUUUUGAUUUCAGAUGGUUGGUACCAUUACCACAUAUAUGUUAAUAUCGGCUCAAUUCCUUG
Wasmannia auropunctata (little fire ant) is the source of this 1305-nucleotide messenger RNA. RefSeq lists its product as uncharacterized. Lineage: Eukaryota; Metazoa; Arthropoda; Insecta; Hymenoptera; Formicidae. The record is from RefSeq and is a predicted model, not a curated record. Gene Ontology annotation, cellular component: axon; membrane; neuronal cell body. The coding region runs from base 102 to 1118 and encodes 338 amino acids. Gene Ontology annotation, biological process: sensory perception of taste. The transcript is spliced from 2 exons.